Molecule: messenger RNA, 1650 nt
Organism: Insectozyma verbasci
Lineage: Eukaryota; Fungi; Ascomycota; Pichiomycetes; Serinales; Debaryomycetaceae
Source: the annotation of a GenBank genome assembly
AUGGCUAUUACUGAUAGUUUCAAAAAAGUAUUGAGUGAUACUAAUACUAAAAGUGAAGCCAUUAAAACUUCAGAUAAUUCAGAUCAGAUAUCGACUUAUUCAUCAGAAGAACAAGGUGGUAUAAUAAAUUUAGAUAAAAAUGUUAAAGAAAUUGGUAUUGUUUCAGCAAGUUUUUUAAUGUUGAAUAGAAUGUUGGGUGCUGGUGUUUUCUCAACUGGUUCAACAAUCUUUGUAUUAUCUGGUUCAGUUGGUACUGCAUUAAUGAUGUGGUUUGCAGGUACUAUAAUUGCAUUUAGUGGAUUAUUAGUUUAUAUGGAAUUGGGAUCUGCUUUACCAAGAAAUGGUGGUGAAAAGAAUUAUUUGGAAUAUAUUUAUAAAAAACCAAAAUUCUUUGUUACUGCAAUGUAUGCAUCAUAUGUCUUCUUUUUAGGUUGGGCAGCUGGUAAUUCAAUUGUUGUUGGUGAAUAUAUCUUAAAUGCUGCUGGAAAAGAAGUUACUCAAUGGAAUUCAAGAGGUAUUGGUUUAGCAGUUAUAACGUUUGCAUUUUUAGUUAAUGCUAUACAUAUUAAAACAGGUUUAUUUAUUGCCAAUGUUUUAGGUUUUUUCAAAAUUAUUAUUGUGUUAUUUAUUACAGUCACUGGUUGGGUUGCAUUAGGUGGAGGUAUUAAAAAUUCUGAUUUCCAACCAACUGGUAACUUUUCUCAUGCAUUUGAAGGUGAAAGUCCAUCAGGUUUUGGUAUUGUUAAUGCUUUAUAUAAUGUUAUUUGGUCGUAUGUUGGUUAUUCAAAUGCCAAUUAUGCAUUAGGUGAAAUUAAAAAUCCAACAAGAGUUUUAAAAUGGGCCGCACCAAUUGCUUUUAUUUCAUUAGGUGUUAUUUAUAUGUUUGUUAAUAUUGCUUAUUUUGCAGUUGUACCAAAAGAAGAAAUUGCAAAUUCUGGUAGAAUUUUAGCUGCUUCAUUUUUCAAACAUGCAUUCGGUGAUCAAGCUGAAAAAGCAGCUUCAGUUUUUGUUGCAUUAUCAGCAUGGGGUAAUGUUAUGUCAGUUAUCUUUUCACAAGGUAGAAUUAUUCAACAAUUGGGUAGAGAAGGUUCAUUACCAUUUUCAAGAUUUUUUGCUUCAUCAAGACCUUUUAAUACUCCAUUUGUUGGUUUAAUGCAACAUUGGAUUAUUUGUAUCAUUACCAUUAUUGCUCCACCACCAGGUGAUGCUUAUAAUUUUAUUUUGAAUUUGAUUUCAUACCCAUUAAAUGUUGUUAAUACUGCAAUUUCAGCAGGUUUAAUUUAUUUAUAUUAUAAAAAAGCUAAAGGUCAAUUAUCUUGGAAUCCACCAUUAAAAGCUUCAUUACCAGUUACAAUUUUUUUCUUUUUAUCAUCAUUAUAUUUAAUUGCUGCUCCAUAUAUUCCACCAAUUCAUGGUCAAAAGGUUUAUAAUUCAAUGCCAUAUUGGAUUCAUGCAGUUGUUACAUGGGCUGUAUUUGGUGUUGGUUUACUUUAUUGGAUUGGUUGGGUUAUACUCUUACCAUAUUUUGGUGGUUAUAGAUUAGUUACUAAAGAAGUAUUGGGAUCUGAUGGAUUCUGGAGAAACAAAUUUUAUAAGGUUUCAAAAGAUAGUAUAGAUGCAGAUGCCGAAUUAAAAGAACAAAACUUAUAG